CAAUUGAGUAUAGGGCUGGGUUUUUUGGAUAGGACUAGCCAAACCCGCCCCAACGCAAAGCCACCUCCUUUCCUUGCUCACUAGUUGCCGUUGGCUCCCUAGCUUUGGUAUUCGUACAUGGCCUCCCUCCUCUCUUUGCCGCCAUUAACUUCCUCUUUUUCCCGGGAUCAUUCCUUCUUCUCCGCCGUCUUCUUCCACAAAAGGUGUGACAAACGGUCAUGGAAUUUUGAAAACAUUCGAUACUACACGAUCAAGUGCAGACUUGCCCGAGCCAAAGAGCCUUCUUCUGCAAAACAAGACAUGGUGAUAAGAGAACCUCACAAGUAUUUUGAUCAAGUCAUAAUUACAGUUCGUUCAGGUGAUGGAGGCCAUGGUGCUGUCCUCAAUAUGCCCAAUCAACAGGGAGGUGGUAAGUUGCAAGGAAAACGCGACAAGGAAAAUGCCAGAAAGAAAGGUUCGUACAAAAGGGACUUUGAUGGGUCUCUUAUCCUUCCCGCGGGUGGGCAUGGAGGAGAUGUAGUAAUUUAUGCAGACGAGGGUAAAGAUUCAUUGUUGGAACUUCAUAUGAAAAGCCGGUCUAAUGCCAAACGUGGUGGAAAUGUUAAUGCCAUGGGUGUUCUGAACUCGCAAUUGCGGGAUGGACUUCCUGCGCCAAUUUUGCGGAUUCCUGUGCCUGUAGGCACAGUAGUUAAGCAUAAACGAGGGAAGUUGUUAGCUGAUCUAGCGCGUCCGGGUGAUGAAAUCCUUGUGGCAAGGGGUGGUCAAGGAGGGAUUAGCUUGUUAGACAUGCCUCAACACAGAAAACAAAAGGUGAUGGCUUUAACCACAAAUGUGAUGAGAGACGAUAGUGAUAAGGUUUUAGUCCUUGGUCAACCUGGAGAAGAGGUUAGUUUGGAGUUGAUUCUACGAGUUGUCGCUGAUGUUGGUUUGGUUGGUCUUCCAAAUGCUGGGAAAUCAACUCUUUUGGCAGCCAUAACACUUGCAAAGCCAGAUAUUGCUGAUUAUCCCUUCACAACCUUAAUGCCAAACCUUGGACGCCUUGAUGGUGACCCAAGUUUAGGGGCAGAGAUGUAUUCUUCUGAAGCAACGCUUGCAGAUUUACCUGGUCUUAUAGAAGGGGCUCAUCUUGGAAAGGGUCUUGGUCGCAAUUUUUUAAGGCACUUGAGGAGAACUCGAGUAUUAGUGCAUGUUGUUGAUGCAGCAGCUGCAGAUCCUAUACAAGACUACAGAACUGUUAAAGAAGAAUUACGAAUGUACAAUCCCAAUUAUCUUGAGCGACCAUACAUUGUAGUUUUGAAUAAAAUUGACCUUCCUGAGGCAAGGGACAGUCUUUCCUCUUUGAAAGAAGAAAUAUUUGGAAUUGGAUGUGAGAGGAUAACAUCUAAACUAGAGUUAAUCUCUGACAAAACACUCAAACCUUCGUCCCCUGAAGUUCAUGAUGCUCUAGAUCAUAAUGAAGAGAGAAAAGAGAAACAACUUGAGGACUAUCCAAGGCCUCUUGCUGUUGUGGGAGUCAGUGUUCUGAAAGGCAUCAAUGUAAAAGAAAUGUUGAAAGAGAUAAGAGAAGCUUUAAGGAAAUGCAAAGAUUCUAUUGAACCGUUGGAGUUGAGUGGGAGACAAUGAGACUGACAUUAGAAGAGCAUUUUCUUUACCUGGCUUGUAUACAUUGGUAGAUAAUUAGGUCUGUAUCAUAUGUAUAAUUGCUUUAGGCGUUUAUAAAUGGGGGUGUAUUGUGCUUUUUAAUCUGUCCUAGCUUAGAGCUGCCUAGUUACUGGUGGCAGCCCAGUACGUGCACACGCUUCUGCAUAUGGGGACGAGUUGAAUUUUGAACUUGUCAGGUUUGAGCUUUAUGAUUAUCUUCAAAUGGAUAAUAUUUUCGAAUAUUUAUAUAUAUAUAUUCUGUUGAUAAAUAUUUGUUAGAUAGUCAAAAUACAUUAUUUUUUUCUGUGUUA
Messenger RNA from Cannabis sativa, 1952 nucleotides. RefSeq names its product probable GTP-binding protein OBGC2. Gene Ontology annotation, molecular function: GTP binding; GTPase activity. The coding region runs from base 118 to 1623 and encodes 501 amino acids. NCBI's taxonomy places the organism in Eukaryota, Viridiplantae, Streptophyta, Magnoliopsida, Rosales, Cannabaceae. The record is from RefSeq and is a predicted model, not a curated record. The transcript is spliced from 10 exons. Gene Ontology annotation, cellular component: mitochondrion.